Botrytis cinerea B05.10 is the source of this 3630-nucleotide messenger RNA. RefSeq lists its product as hypothetical. NCBI's taxonomy places the organism in Eukaryota, Fungi, Ascomycota, Leotiomycetes, Helotiales, Sclerotiniaceae. The coding region runs from base 792 to 3071 and encodes 759 amino acids. The transcript has 4 exons. Gene Ontology annotation, molecular function: beta-glucosidase activity. The record is from RefSeq and is a predicted model, not a curated record. Gene Ontology annotation, biological process: glucan catabolic process.
GACCAAUGUUUCAAUAUUCUCAACCAAAUAAGAACGGCAAAUUUUAAUAAUCUGAAGAUUGUAUGUAUUCGAUUUUCCGUCCACCAGUCCCCGCUAAAGAGAGUAAAUUCUACCAGAAAUUUCAAGUGUGGGGUUGUGGGGUUGAGGGGUACGGGGAUGAGAUCGACAUUUCCUUCACCGUAUACUGUCAAGUUCGAAGCUUUACCCCAUCUUCGACCUUGAAAUUUUUGAAGAUGCUACAAUUUCGAUCAGCCGUUCUUGCUAUCCGUUGUCCGAAGCUUGAUCUUAAUGGUUGGUAGAGUUCUCGGUCACAUUGUGCAGGCGUACCCGUUCGGUUCUGUCCAAUCACUUGAGAUUUUGAGCACAUUAGCUCUUAGAACUCAUGGUUCUUGGGACUCAUGGUGGACGGAAUGGAUAUGUUGGUAUGAAGAGUGGACUUAAUAGAUGCCCUCGUGAGUGAGAAAAAUCAAAUGGCAUCAAAAUUGCUGUACUGGUUCCCGGAUUCCAGGUACAUAAAAGCUAGAAAAUCCCACGUCAAUCUCCAGAACUACACUUGUACACCAGUUGCAAACAAUGGAGUCCCUUAAUCCAAAGAGUUUGCUUCGUGCAGCCUUGCUUUCUACUGCAUUAUGUGGGCCAAGUAUCACAAACGCGCAGGAUGUUAUUACCGAUGAUACAUAUUUCUAUGGACAAUCUCCACCUGUGUAUCCAUCUCGUGAGUUACCAUAUUCGCAUCUUGAUUGAUUCCCUAUAUAUCUUUGGACAAAUGACUUAUAAAUACCACAGCCGAAAUGCCAGGAAACGGAUCAUGGGCAUCUGCCUACUCCAAGGCUGUUGCUCUGGUUUCCCAAAUGACCAUGGCGGAAAGAGCCAACCUCACAGUUGGGCAAUCAGAAGGCUUAAACGGCUGUAAUGGCCUAACAGGUUCUGUACCGCGACUUAAUUUCAAAGGUAUCUGCAUGAAUGAUGCCGGAAACGGUCUUCGUGAUACGGAAUUAGUAAAUUCCUGGCCUAGCGGUGUCCACAUGGGCGCAAGCUGGAACAAAAAUUUAACUUACCACAGAGGGUACAAAAUGGCAAGGGAAUUCAAGGCAAAGGGCAUCAAUGUUGCUCUCGGUCCUGUUGUUGGCCCUUUUGGAAGAGUUCCAAUUGGUGGAAGGAAUUGGGAGGGGAUGGGCACUGAUCCAUAUCUUUCAGGAAAGCUCGCCGCUCAAACUGUUUCCGGAAUACAAGAUGCUGGCAUAAUAGCAUCAGUGAAGCAUUUCAUUGGAAAUGAACAAGAAUAUAAACGAAAUCCAUCGGGCAACGUUUCUGCCGUCUCCUCCAACAUCGAUGAUAAAACAAUGCACGAAUUAUAUCUUUGGCCAUUUGCCGAUACUGUUCAUGCAGGAGCUGCCUGCGUCAUGUGUUCAUACAAUCGACUCAACAAUUCAUAUGCCUGCCAAAACAGCAAAGCUCAAAACGGACUUUUAAAAACCGAAUUGGGAUUUGAAGGAUUCGUUGUAAGUGACUGGGGAGCAUUGCACGCUGGUUAUGCAGCAGCAGAGGCAGGAUUGGAUAUUGUCAUGCCAAGCUCAGACCUCUGGGGAGUGAGUGGUGAAAAUUUAACAGCAUCCGUUGCAAAUGGGUCUCUUGCGGAGUCAAGAUUGACCGAUAUGGCUACUAGAAUUGUGGCCAGUUGGUAUCAAAUGGGUCAAGAUGAAGAUUUCCCAGAACUCGGUUUGGCAUCUUCAUAUUUGACACCACAUGCUAAAGUCAAUGCCCGAGAUCCCUCGUCAAAGCCAAUUCUUUUGAGUGGCGCAAUGGAGGGUCAUGUUUUGGUUAAAAAUAUUAACAAUGCUCUUCCUCUUAAGAAGCCCGAAUUGCUUUCUAUCUUUGGGUACGAUGCACCGGUGCCAAGUCAGAGUAACAUUGGAAACAGCCGAUAUUCGUAUGGGAUGGAAGCUAUUUUGGAUCUCAAUAUAACUGACACUCCCAUCGAUAUCUCAUUGCAAAUCGCAAGCAACGGUACUCUUAUUGCUGGAGGUAAGAUGAGUUCGAUACACCCAACAAGACAGCACAUGUUAACAACCUGUAUAGGUGGAAGCGGCUCAAACGCCCCGCCAUAUAUCUCUGCCCCUUUUGAUGCGCUACAGGAACAAGCUUAUAAUGAUGACACAAGUAUUUUCUGGGACUUUGUUUCCGUUGACCCCGACGUUGAUGCCGGCUCGGAUGCUUGCCUUGUGUUCCUCAACGCAUAUUCUAUCGAGAAUAGUGAUAGACCUGGUCUUUAUGAUGACUUCUCUGAUACCUUGGUAAAUAAUGUUGCAUCAAAAUGCAAUAACACAAUUGUGACCAUUCAUAAUGUUGGGAUACGCCUGGUUGAUCAAUGGAUCGAGCAUCCAAACGUCACGGCCGUGAUUUUUGGUCAUCUGCCCGGUCAAGAUAGUGGUCGAGCACUUGUUAAAUUGUUGUACGGUGUUGAAUCGUUCUCCGGUAAAUUGCCAUAUACGAUCGCAAAGAACGAGUCAGAUUACAAUGUGUAUAACCACUCGGCACCUGAGGGUAUUUAUACACAAUUCCCACAGAGCGAUUUUUCAGAGGGUGUUUAUCUCGAUUAUCGCGAUUUUGAUGCUCAAAAUAUAACUCCAAGAUUUGAAUUUGGAUUCGGAUUAACAUACACUACUUUUGAGUAUUCCGACCUUUCGAGCUCAGUUGUUUCGAAUGCGAGCACAGCUUACUUCCCGCCAAUUACCACCAUCAUUCAGGGUGGAGCCCAGUCUCUCUGGGACGUUGUCGCAAAGGUUCAAGCAACUGUGUCAAACAACGGAACAAUGACUGCCAUGGAGGUUGCACAGUUGUAUGUCGGUAUUCCGAAUGGACCAGUCAGACAGUUGAGAGGUUUCGAGAAGGUCAACAUACCAGUUGGAGAAAGCGCGGUUGUGGAAUUUGAGUUGACGAGAAGGGAUUUGAGUGAGUGGAGCGUGGAGGAACAAAGUUGGGUAUUACAACAGGGAAGUUAUGGGAUCUGGGUUGGAUCGAGUAGUAGGGAUUUGCCAUUGAGUGGAAAUUUGAUCAUUGGAGGAUCGUGAGAUUGAGAGGGAUAGUAGAUGAAUCGCCAACGGGAAUGAAUAGUAAUGAUAAUGAUACAACCAUCAAACCCAGAGUUUCAAUUCUUCACGACAACUAGAGCCUGCUUGCUUGUGUUGUGCGCUCUCUAAGGUUAUCGUGUGAGAUUGUAGGAAUGCCUUGCACACUCUGUUGUAUCACGACGCUCCUCACCAAAGUCCCCCGGUGCCAUGUAUCCCUUUUGGGUAUGAAUGAAUGCAGAGCUUCCUUCACGGAGGAAUAUCAACAUUCGUUCCUCCAUAAGCUUCGCAUCGAUACAGGACAUCCCGUGAUCUACUCGGAGACUUCAGAAAUCGCACCACGACAAAUCUCUUCGUAAUCUUAUGCCAGCUCAACCGUUGCUGGUGUAUGGUUUCUCCUCCAUAUGAAGUGAUUCUGCGGCAAACUGUCAAAGUACGUGUUCUGCAAGCUCCACGUGUUCUUGACGUGUCAUUAGCCUCAACACUAGAUUGGGGUUGAGGUUGGUGUUGGUGUGUCAGAUCUGGUCCGCAAGCUUGCCAAUUUAUCCUUGAGCUCUCUCCA